Messenger RNA from Phasianus colchicus (ring-necked pheasant), 4032 nucleotides. The record is from RefSeq and is a predicted model, not a curated record. NCBI's taxonomy places the organism in Eukaryota, Metazoa, Chordata, Aves, Galliformes, Phasianidae.
CCGGGCCGAAAGGCGCCUGGCGCUGAGCUGACAGCGCACAGCACGCGCCGCGUCCCACGCGGCCCCACAGCUCCCUUGCGCCGCACAGCGCAUGCGCGCCCCGCCCCGCGCACGCGCAGUACAGUCGCUGCGCGCGGCCUGCCGCUUCUCCGCGGUCCCGCAGCUCCCGCCGCGGCUCUCGGCUCCCGCGGCAAAGAGAGGCUGUGCGGAAGGGCUGUGGGAGCGCUCAGCCUCCUCUGCCCCGCUUUGUUUUUGUUUUCCUCGACCCCCUCCUCCCUUUUCUCGCAGCUUUCCCGAAGAGCGCUGCCUGCCCGCAGGUUUGUUUUCAACGGGAAGCGCUGCGCGGCCCCGCCCCGCCUGCCUCUUCCUCACGGCAACGCCGCGCCUCUUCCACGCCCAUUGGCGUCCCCGCCCUCCGCCCCUCCCCCGGCUGUAUGUUACGCCCCUCCCGCACCAUUGGCUCCUUCCCCGCUCUCAUUUGCAUAGCGCCCACCAGGCCAAUCGGCGCCAGCUAGCUGCUUAACAUGCAAGAAGCGAGCCAAUUGGCGCGCGAGGGGGCCGGGCCACCACGUGCUGUUGCUAAGCUUCGGCUUCUAAAUUGUUACUAUAGUGGCCAGCCAAUGGGAGGCGAGAUGGGGAUCUGUCAACAUUCCCUGCCCCAGCCAGAGGAAAAGGGAGGGGGGCUCUGGCCGCCGGUUGGCCCCAUGGAGGCGCCUCGUCCCGCCCCCUCACUGAACCCCGUUUUCCUAUUGGCCGCGAGGGCUGCCUGUCGGCUGUGUGUCAAUCGUUCCUGCAAAGGAGGAAAAAAAUGCAUGGAAAAAAUAUAUUGCCACUAAUGCUGACUUUGUCCCUAGAAGCAGAACAUGGCUAUGCAUCAGUGUUACCCUUCGAUAGUGACUAUUCCAGAAAGAAAACAAAGGCAGGCUCCAUGGCCAGAAAGUCCCCGAAUAACAGGUCCUCACACAACGAACUAGAAAAACAUAGACGGGCUAAACUCCGGCUAUAUUUGGAACAGCUAAAACAGCUUGUGCCUCUUGGGCCGGACAGCACCAGACACACCACUCUAAGUCUGUUGAAAAGAGCUAAGAUGCAUAUCAAGAAAUUGGAAGAACAGGACCGAAAAGCUCUGAAUAUUAAAGAACAAUUACAGCGGGAACACCGCUACCUCAAACGCAGGUUGGAGCAGCUAUCCGUGCAGGGCAUGGAGCGCAUCCGCACUGACAGUAUGGGAUCAACAAUAUCCACUGACUCUGAACAAGAAGUAGACAUUGAAGGAAUGGAGUUUACACCCGGUGAAAUGGACAGUAUUGGAAGUGCCAGUGAUGCUGAAGACCACUACAGUUUGCAAAGCGGCUCGAGCGAUGGAGGUUACACACAUUCCCGCAGACUGAAUGCCAGGCUCUCAUAGUGCCUGAGUUACCAGUUCAACUCAGGACCAUCUGACUGAAGCACUUAUAUAUGAAUAUUCCAGAGGUGUCAACUGCCACUCUUCCGGGAAACCCCAACCACAGUACUCUGACAUGGAGGUUUCUUACCCACGGUUCCCUGCACUGUAACCACAAUAUUAGAUAUUGUAAAUCAUGGGUUUGCUGCAGAGAACUGUGGUUAGGUACAGUUGUGACUUAAAGCUAGCUUGAUGUAGCUCUACUGCAAAUUAAAGAAAAGAAAUUGUCAUUCCAUUCAAGAAGUAUUAAAUUCAAACUGUUGGAAGCAUGGCAUAAGGAAGUUUGACAAUUAUUUUGAUUUUGCAGAAACCAUUUUCAAACAUGGAAGAAUGAACAGAAACUACCAUGCGUUAGUGAUUCAGAGAUACAAAAACCUAAAACUACUUUUUGUGGUAUUUUUACAUGGAAAAAAAAGAAAAUUGAACCCUGUAUAGCAGGCUCUGUUGUAUCAAUUCUUUCAGCAGUUGUUUGGGUAAAGCAGGCGGAUAAAUCUUCAAAUUGCAGAUGAUCUUUAGAAAAGGUCAUAUUUACAAGUCACUACUGUACUUCAAAACGGGGGAAAAGCCAGCUCUAGUAAUGACUUCAUGUGGGAUGAUCUCAACUUUCUUCUGCUUUUUUGUAUUCAGUAUCCAACCAGCAGCAAAUCAUUCCAUCCAUGUUAACAGGAGGAGUAGGAUGCAGCACUGCAGUUUGGACCUGUUACUGUGGAAUGGAUGACAUUGAAGCAUUUCAGUGUUUUUGGUGGUUUUUUUUUCAUUUCUUUGCCUGAAAAAUACAGAACUCACGUGAUCCAGAUUGUGAUAGCUAAUCUUUCCUUGCAGGGAAAUGAAAUUUCUGUUUGCUUGUAUUUUUUUUCUUUUUACACAUGUCAAUACAUUUUUAUGGAAGGCAUGGCUUAAAAAUACAGUAUUCAGCUAGAAGAUAAUUAAUCCUUUUUUCUUUUGCACACUAUAAUUGCAUUUUCUAUUCUUAAAAAAGUGCAAAAAAUUUAAAUGUAUGCUGUAAAACAGCAAAGUUUAUUUAGUACUCAUCAAGCUGUUCAGAACAUAUUUACCCAAAUUAUAGCAAUACUAUGAAGAUGUAUUUUAAUACAACUUCUGCUUAGUGAAGUCAUUAGAGCUUGGCUUGCCGGGUAAGAAAAAACGGACCAGUCUUUGCAUUACCUGUUUAAAGAAGGUCUUUUAAAAAAAAAAAAAAAAAAGAAAAAAAAAAAAAGAAAGAAAAAAAAGAAAAAAAAAGAGAAAAAAGCUAUAAACACUUUUAGGGAAGUGAUUUUAGCAAGUGUAGUCUAUAUUUCCUGUAAGAGAUUUUGUAUUAUAUUUUCCUAAAUGUUCUCAUUUACUUGUAUAGGGAGGGGAAUGGUACAGACCCAGACCAGAGUCUCAGGGACUCUUCACCUUUGUCAUAUUGUGCCUUGGUGACCAUUUAUGUAUGCCUCUCCUUUUCAUUGUUUAAAGGACAACUAAGCUUUGUUUCCAGACCCUCCAUUGAAUGGUCAGUUGUCCACCUUCCUACCGAUGAAGUAGAGAGGUGUGUUUAUAUCUUUACCCUCUCACAACUGAUUCAGUGUGGCUUUAAGUAAAAUCCUAAAUUUAGGUUUCGGUGCGAGGGUUAAUUGUAUAAGCCCUCCUUUUGAUUCUUCAGCACCCAAAUCUAUAUUUUGUUAGCUUAUAAAGUCAGGGUCUCCGUGAGACCAGUGCUCAGUGGCUAGGGAAACACAAAUGUACUGUGUAAGGCUAUGGGAUGUCCAAGUGUGGUGCCAUUUUUAGCAUUCAGAUACAAGACCUCAUGACACGCUGACCAUAAUGAUCAAAAACAAAGAUUCAGUUGUUCUUUCAACAUCUGACAUACGUGUCCUCCCUUUGGCUCUUACAACACCGAGUAGAAAUACGAAUACAUUUUGUGGCAGCUUACAGAUCCUUGUUUGCACUCUCGCUUACUGCUUGGAACUUGCCAACAAGGAAAAUGUAUAUGUUUAAUUUACAUAACCUAACGGAUUGCCACCCCUACUUUGGCUCUGGGGAGGGGCAUAAGGUUAUCAACUCUGGCAGCUGAAUAAGAAAACAAUUAACCUUUUCUGUGAUGCAGGUUUUGGUAUUAUGUUGUACACACCUUGCAUUUUACUAAAAUCCUCGUUGUUGGGGAAAGCACACAGCAAUAUACUCAUUGUGUGUAGCUGACAAGCAGCAGAAAUUACUAGCUCCUUUGGUGCAUAUGUAACUAAUUUCCAAAUCAUGGAAAAAAAAACAAAAAAAAAAAACUAAGAGUUUACUUUAACAUACGACUGUUAACAGGAAAAAAAAACAGGCUAGUAUAUUGUUGCUGUUCAUUUAUUCUAUAAUGAACACACUCAUGAAUUGUAAAGUGUUUCCUUUUGUGACAAGCAGCUCUUGCACAGAACCUCCUAAUGAAAAGAGAUUUGAAACUUAGAGAAGGAAAGACAAGAUUUUAAAUUGAACAUUAUUGUACCUUAGGUCAACCUGAAAUUUUCCUUUUAAAAAUGAAUGUGCUAACUUAAUGAGUUCUUCCACGCUGGGUAUCCAUGGCUUUGUAGAUCUUAUAUUUUCAAUAAAAAUUACUCGAAUAA